UUAAGCCCAUUAAUGAAAGACCUGGAAGAACUUGGGCAGAAUCCAAGGCUUAUUUUCUUAAUGUAUUGCCUAACAUUGUGGUCUCCUCCUGGCUUGUGUGUUCAGUCGCCUCUGAAGUUGAACAGGGCAAUACAAUCUCCACCCUUGCCUCAUCGGCUGGAAAAACGAAAUACCAAUUUCCUCCGUUACGGGUUUGCAGUCUGUGAAUUCCCCUUUUAUGAAAUAUGCCGUGAAAAUGUAUCAAGAAUUGAGUGUUCAGAGUUGGGGUGCUGUUACCACAAAGAAACGUGCUAUAAGAAAGCUGUACCACAAUACAUGAAAGCGUUUAUUUGCUUAAUAGUGAUCGUCAUGGUGGCCUUCUGUAUAUUUGUGCUGUAUAGGUAAGUUGACGCUUUAUAC
Messenger RNA from Podarcis muralis (Common wall lizard), 399 nucleotides. RefSeq names its product testis expressed 29 (gene TEX29). The record is from RefSeq and is a predicted model, not a curated record. NCBI's taxonomy places the organism in Eukaryota, Metazoa, Chordata, Lepidosauria, Squamata, Lacertidae.